AGUGCAUGCACCGCGGGUUGGCCCCAAUUCCAAUGACGUCGCGCUAACAGCAUCAAUGCAUGAACGCGGCAGCCUGAGCCUGGGAAACUUGGAAAGCUGCAAACCGGGCAUGUGAAUGCCAACUACCAACCGCGCUCAACCGGCCAACCAUGCAUGUAGGUUAAAUGGGAAAGCUCGAGCUUGCCUGUUCAUUCUCUUCCGACUAGCUGUAUCGAUCUUCACGCGCAAGGCAGACAAAGGUUCUGGCACUCCUGCUUCAACUCAUAUAUGCAUCCGUCGAUACCAGCAUUGUAACGCGUUCAAUUUUUCGAUCUUUUUCCAAUCCAUCUAUUCCUAACCGUCUCAGCUUUCUCUCCUUUUCGCCUAUUCAAUUCACACCUCAGCAUCAACUCUCAGCAACAUGGCCGAGCCACGGGAAAGACCCCUCCACGAACUCCUCUCCCGCGAUAUGGUAGACAUCUACGUCGGCCCCGAAAACACACACUGGGUCCUGCACGAAAAACUCCUCUGCCACCGCUCCAAACACUUCCGCGACAUCUUCUACGCCAAAAAGAAGAAAUCCACGUCCAACACCGCCAACGCCAACACCAAAGUCUACGGCCUCCCCGACGAAGAAGACGAGCCCUUCAACCUCUUCGUCGCAUGGUUGUACGCCAACACCUUGCCGACCCCGAAAGAAGAAAAGGAACUCGCGCCGCUGCUGGAUCUGUACCUCAUGGCGGAGAAGUGGGGCGUGAAAGCGCUCGUCGUGCAGGUGCUCGAGACGGUGCGCGCGUGGUACUACGAAAGCGAUACCUGGCCCGGCUUGCGGAGAGUGCAAUACAUCUACGCCAAUACUGAGGCGGGGAGUCCGAUGCGGCAACUCCUCGUGUCGUGCGUGGCGCGCAUGCUGGUCGUCGGGAAUGGCAGUCAUGCUGGUGGUGCUGGUGCAGGAGGUGGGGGUGGGAUCGGCAUGCCGCCGCAUUGGGAAAAGGCGUUGCGCAAGAAUGGCGAGAUGGCUGUUGAUAUUAUUGUUUGUGUGCAGGGGUGGAGGCUGGAGGGGGACAAAGUGCCGGAUUCGCGGCAUGGGAGUAUGCAGGAGUUGGUGGAGGGGGCGGAGGAGCGGAGGGAGAUGGUGGCGGAGGAGAGGGGGGAUAUCGCGCGGGUUUCGGGGGCGGUGGAGGAUGAGGAGCACGAUGGACAGGGGCAGAGUGGGGAAGGUGAAGAGCACGAGGAUGAACAGGAAGCCGAGGGAGCAGCACAGCAGCAAGGAGAGACGGAGAGUUGAUAGGAUA
Molecule: messenger RNA, 1274 nt
Organism: Neohortaea acidophila
Lineage: Eukaryota; Fungi; Ascomycota; Dothideomycetes; Mycosphaerellales; Teratosphaeriaceae
Exons: 2
Coding region: 401-1267 (288 amino acids)
Molecular function (GO): protein binding
Source: RefSeq, a predicted model, not a curated record